AUGAGUUUGCAAGCCUCAUUUUUGGAACAUUUACUAUACUUUGGUGACUCUGAAGGGGAGUCCCGUUUAUUCAGUUGGGUGUGCGCCUUCUAACCCCUCUUUUCCAGUCUGCAGCAUGCAUCUAAAUGAAUUGCUUAUUAGCCAUGCAGGAUUCAAUAUUUGUCCGGUAUUAGAGGGGUAAGGUGGGAACCCUACUGACAAGUGGGAGGGAGAUAGGCUGACUUGGGUGCGGUUUGUGGAUCACUGCAGUGAUAGAUCAAUAGUAGGGCCAAUAAGACUCAACUGUUGCAUUUGGGAACAUUUGCAGGUGUGAUACAUCAAAGCUCCCCCCCCCUGACCUUGCUUUGUAGGUUGGUGGUUCUCAAGGCUGAGAGAACUUUCCUGUGACUGUCAGAAGUCAAGGGCAAUCCUGACCCUGCCCGUGUGGCUUAUCUAACUGUCGCUCAUUUGUCACAUUCAAACUGAUUAUCCACGGUAAUUGAAUCCCAAAGGAAAAGCCCCCAGUGUGACAUUACCCUUAAGUAGAUGAAACGUUUCACAGUCAUUAGGUCCCUUGGCUUCCCAGUGGGAAAGAUCACAUAUUGCCUGUGACUAUAUGAAUGGGGCGUGAAACGAGUCAGCCAUGUACUGUGUCCCAAAUGCACAUGGGCUGCUUGGAUCCCUAAAGUUCCCCUCGGGAUCACAUGUGCGGGACAGAUUCUAUAUAAUAAAAACAGUCCCACCCAUUCACAACCCCCCCAUCUCUUGGCAAAUGUCUUUCCAUAAUGAGUAGCUCCCUGUUGAGAUAGCAGAGAAUAGUGAAUGUGUAGAGAAGGGAAGGGGGAGGCAGAUUUGGUGAAAGAGCUGGGGGAGGAGACACAGAGGGAGAGAUAGACUUAGUGCAGCUCGAAAUACAAUUCUCCUUCGACUCUUGUGUCUGUCACAGCUGCUGACCAAAGAGAAACCUUCUCUGUUUAUUCUCACUGCUGCUCUUUCCUUUAAAACUUCUCCUUUCUAAAAAAAACCCACUUCCUACUUUACUCUCCCCCUUCACCAUUUCUCCACUCUGCGCCCCAAGCCAAAUCAUAGGAGGAAAAAAAAAACAUCUGGAUUGUAUUUCUGGAGGAGGGAAAGAAGAGAAAGCCAGAGAAAUGGGUGUAGCGGACGCACCCCACCAAACCCCACUGUCAUUUCUUGGAAGUAGGAACUGGGCACCUAUGGAGGAUCUAGGGUGCUGAAUGGCAGAACUGAGAAGGAGUAAAGGUCCAAGUCUGUGGCUGGGAUCACGUUACCUGCUGGAUCCCCUUUCACAUAUGAAUCCCCCACAGUGAGAGUCAAGCCAGAGUGGGAUUUAUAGGGACUCUUUGGGGGGUGUGGAUCUGAUCAGUGGAGAGACCUCCAAAGACCUGGUUAUCUGUUUCCCAAUCUGCUCCUGCACCAAAAACAUUCACGCGUUAGACUGUGGGGGCGCAUCGCCUCCGUACGCCCACGAAGCAAAGGCAGGAGACUGCACAUGACAAUAACUGUCAAACAACCUGCAAGUAAAGAGCUGACAGGCUAUCUUCCACCAGAGAAGAAAUGGACUGCAGAAGGAGGCUUUGGCAUUUUUGACUUCAUACCCACCUACUUGCCAUCUGUGGACACUGGGAAGUUUUAAAAAGUACCACCUGGCCAGCAAGGAUGAACAGCACCUAUCAGGAUUAUUUGAACCCAAGGAAGGUUGUGGAACAUUAUAUUCACGUCAAGGAAAAUCUCAACAGAGAGGACUCAUCGCGUUAUGCGAUCUCCAUCAUCUUUAUCAUUAUCUGCUGCAUUAUUAUCCUGGAGAACCUGCUUGUGCUAACUUCAGUCUUGCGGAACAAGAAGUUCCAUUCUGCCAUGUUCUUUUUUAUUGGGAACUUGGCAUUUUCGGACUUUCUCACCGGCUGUGCCUACAUUGCCAACAUUUUGUUGUCAGGGGACAUGACCUUUACCCUCACUCCUGUGGAGUGGUUUAUUCGUGAAGGCACGGCUUUUACGACUCUCUGCGCUUCUGUUUUGAGUCUGCUGGCUAUAGCCAUUGAACGUAAGGUUGCCAUCAUGCAGGUUGAAGUCUACAGCAGCGAUAGGAACUGUAGGAUGGUCCUUUUAAUUGGUGCUUGUUGGAUCGUUUCAAUCGUUAUUGGAGGACUGCCUAUAUUGGGUUGGAAUUGUAUCUUCAAUAUGGAGCAGUGUUCAACAGUUCUUCCUCUCUACUCCAAAAAGUAUAUUCUCUUUGUCGUUACCAUUUUUACCAUCAUACUUCUAACCAUUGUAAUCCUGUAUGUUCAGAUAUAUUAUAUUGUCAAGUCCAGCCACGGAGAAGUGGCUGCCCCACAGACACUGGCCCUUCUGAAAACGGUCACUAUUGUUCUUGGAGUUUUCAUAAUCUGUUGGUUGCCGGCAUUUAUCAUCCUCCUUCUGGAUGUCUCUUGCAAAGUCAAAUCAUGCUCGAUACUUUAUAAAGCCAACUACUUUUUUGGUGUGGCCACUUUAAACUCUGCCUUGAACCCAAUCAUUUAUACCCUAAGAAGCAAAGACAUGAGGAAGGAGUUUUUAAGAGUGCUUUGUUGUUUCAAUUAUUUCCAGAGGAACAGGACUCCUGACAAGUGUAUGCUCAAACUGCGCAGUUCCAGCUCCCUGGAGCGUUGCUCGCAAAAACACGACCUGCCUACAUCCCCAAUUAUGAAGGACUGUACAACAUUUGUCUGAUGUAGAGCUGUCUCAUUUUUAGGGAUGCCUGUGACAUAGUGUUAAGGUACUACAUGUGGUUUGGUGAAACCAAAAUGAAACAGUGGUGGUAACUAUGUUACUGGCCACCACUGAAAAUGAUCUGUAGGGACCUUCCUUUCCCCAAAUGUUGGGGAAUCUUAUCUCUUCUGCACACGUAAUGAAAAAUGCAUCAGUCAAGACCCCAAAUUUGGUCCAUUUAUGAUCAUGAUCUCCCAUAGUUCCUGGGUCUGCUGUCUCCAUUGAUAAAAAAAAGAGAAAUGUUUAGGUGCCCCUUGCUGUAAGAAUAUUAUCCAUGCAUUUAUCUCUACUAGGAAUGGAAUGCAUAUAGCAUUCGGUUUGGGUGUGUCCUAGCACGUUUUCAGGAUUUGGGAUUGUCCACAACAAAGCUGAACCCUCAUAAGACUUAAAAGCUCUGGACAACUAAAUGUAACAAUAUAUUGUUCACACAAAAUAAGAUUCUUUGAUUUAUUUAAAGCCUGAAUAUAGGUUUCAGAUUUGCCUGAAUUUUUAUUUUUUUUUUGGAAGAUUUGGUCGAAAAAUUAUGGAUUUGGUGCAUCCCUAACCUUAACACGUGAUUCUUUAUUUUGUUCUACAUGUAAAGUUUAGAAACCACCAUUUCUCAGAUCAAGAUGUUGAAAGAAAUAAAUCAAAGCUUUUUAUUGUUUUUCCAAGAACUAGAUAAAGUGAUCGUGAGCCAAAGCCGUGUUGUAACAUUCAGUGGGAUUUGCAUGAAUUCACUUGGAUGUAUUAAUGAAAAUGACUCAAAAAAAAAAGCACUUCAUUUUUAGAUUAUUUGAUAUCGGAGGGAAUUAAAUGUUAGCAACCUUCAUAGAAUAAAGGAAUAACGUUUGAUAAAAUUCUUUGCUUCCCUUCAUCAAAA
Molecule: messenger RNA, 3610 nt
Organism: Xenopus laevis (African clawed frog)
Lineage: Eukaryota; Metazoa; Chordata; Amphibia; Anura; Pipidae
Gene: s1pr2.L
Product: sphingosine-1-phosphate receptor 2 L homeolog
Exons: 3
Coding region: 1660-2709 (349 amino acids)
Biological process (GO): G protein-coupled receptor signaling pathway; signal transduction
Cellular component (GO): membrane; plasma membrane
Molecular function (GO): G protein-coupled receptor activity; sphingosine-1-phosphate receptor activity
Source: RefSeq, a predicted model, not a curated record